Messenger RNA from Entamoeba dispar SAW760, 444 nucleotides. Its product is annotated as GTP-binding protein SAR1B, putative. Gene Ontology annotation, molecular function: GTPase activity; GTP binding. Lineage: Eukaryota; Evosea; Mastigamoebida; Endamoebidae. Gene Ontology annotation, biological process: vesicle organization; endoplasmic reticulum to Golgi vesicle-mediated transport; membrane organization. Gene Ontology annotation, cellular component: endoplasmic reticulum exit site; COPII vesicle coat. The transcript has a single exon. The coding region runs from base 1 to 444 and encodes 147 amino acids. The record is from RefSeq and is a predicted model, not a curated record.
AUGUGGAUAUGGGAAUGGUUUUGGAAUUUAUUAGCUGAUUUAGGAUUAGCAUAUAAGAGUGGGAAGAUGUUAUUUUUAGGAUUAGACAAUGCAGGGAAAACGACAUUGUUGCAUUUAUUAAAAGAUGGGAAAGUAUCACAACACAUUCCAACACAACAACCAACAAUGGAAGAGUUAGUUAUGGGGAACAUUAAAUUUAACACAUAUGAUUUAGGAGGACACACCCCAGCAAGAAAAGUAUGGAAAACAUAUUGUACAGAAGUAGAUGCAGUGAUAUAUAUUGUUGAUUGUGCAGCACCAGAAAGAUUUGGAGAAUCGAAGAAAGAAUUAGAUUCAUUAUUAAAUGAUGAAAUGUUAUUAAACACACCAUUUUUAAUAUUAGGAAAUAAAAUAGAUAUUCCAGGAGCUGUUUCAGAAGCACAAUUAAGAGAGGCAAUGGGAUAA